CACUAUAAUUUUACCAUACAUUCACAAAGUUAUGAAUAGGCGUACCAUACAUCUCAAACGAGUCCGACGUCGAUCAAUUGGGCGUGCCAUACCUACGUCAUUGCCUUGGGAGUUGGAAUGACGCGAGGCUUUACAUCUUCGAAAUCAUUCUACCGCAUUAAUCUGCAACCAAGCAUACAGUUAUCACCACUUGUCGAAAGGUACUGUAUUCAUAAUUUAGUUGACCACAAGCUCGAGCGAGUUUUAUAGACGAACUAUCUAGGGCGUGAGUUGACUCAAUCAUCAUUCAGUGGAAUACUGUGCUGAGUUUGGACGACCUCUGAGAAACGAUUCCCAAACUAAACACAUUAAUGCAAAGGAUAUAAAUAUUAUGGAUUUAUCUGGCGGUUGCAGAAUUUACCUAUUUGUAUUGUUUAAUCUCUUUCUAAUCGAAGGGGUAUGGGGAACAUCUGUGAACGUAGGUUCCGGUAUAUCAACAACGGAGGGUAGCACAGUGUUCUUGAGGUGCUCGUUCAGUAAAAGCAUUGCCAGUGUCGACUCACCGCCCAUCGUGCACUGGAGUAUAUUAGACGCCGACGGCUAUCCUACACCUAUUCUCACCAGGACGAAUGGCGAGACACGCACGGAGCCCCCUUACCGUGCACGUUUCAGCAUAUCAGGGGAAGCAGAUUUACGGAUUACAAAUGUCCAAGCUGAAGACAAUGGGAAGUACAGAUGUAGGGUCCAAAUAAUUGACGAUAUACCCAGCGAGGACUUUGGCGACAUCACUCUGAAAGUAUUUUGGAUAAGCAAAGUUGUUUCGACUGUGCCUUCAACUGGCAUUAUUAUCGGGAAUACCGUCACAAUGACAUGCACAGUAACUGGUGAUCUUACGCCGUCAGUGUACUGGAAGAAAGAUGACAAAGAACUUAAAUUAACUUCCACUGGUCAUGUGAUUAAAGAUGACCAUUCACUCGUCAUUCACAGCGUUUCACGUGAUGAUGAUGGGAUAUACGUAUGUGGUGCACGCAACAACGUCAGGGAAGAAAUGAGUACGCCAAAACGACUAGAGGUAUACUACGCUCCAGUUAUUAGUGACAUAAGCGACACAAAAACUGUAAUCAAUCAAAAUGUAACGGUAACAUUUGAGGUUGAUUCGAAUCCACCAGCAAUACUAGAAUGGACCAAGGAUGGACAGCCAGUGGAGGACAUCAACAAUCCUUCAUUUACGUUUUUUGUACCAGAACAAGAGGUUGGAAAAUCCUAUGAGAUAACACUUACGGCAACUAAUUCCGUAGGCAAAAUGAAAAAGACGACCAAAGUUAUCAUUGGAGAUGCAUGUGGAUACACUACUAUCAGCCACGAGGGCUCAGGUCGUAUGCUGGAAGCUAAGACGUUAUCCUUAAAGGAGGGACGUUCUGUCACUCUUGUUUGUAGCGUCAAAGAUUGCGAAUCGUCUGAUACAUACUCGUAUGAAUGGUACAAAAAUGACGUCAAGUAUUCGACUUCUGAUAAACUAGUCAUUAAUGAUGCAAGUCUGAUGGAUGAUAAUAUGCAAUAUAUGUGUCGAGUACGAGGCGGAAUACCGUUUCCAAGCUCUGUGGGAUUCCGUAUUCACAUUAAAGUGCCUCUUCUCGAACCAAUGACUAUUGUCAUUAUCUGUGGUUGUGCUGCAGGUUUCAUCUUUCUUAUAAUAUUAAUCAUUUGCUGUGUAUGUUUUUGCAAGAAAAGGAGGCAGACCAGAGGAUAUAAAAGUGCUGACUCCAAGUACAGCAUGCAGUCUGGCUUCUCAUACAAUGACAUCGAAUUCAUUGGCAUAAAGGAAAGAAGAGAUGAUUCCUCAAGUACAACAUCUGGGGUAACUACAUCUGUUUUAGCUUAAUUCAGCAAUGCAUGA
Molecule: messenger RNA, 1876 nt
Organism: Anneissia japonica
Lineage: Eukaryota; Metazoa; Echinodermata; Crinoidea; Comatulida; Comatulidae
Product: hemicentin-1-like
Exons: 9
Coding region: 371-1861 (496 amino acids)
Source: RefSeq, a predicted model, not a curated record